This is a messenger RNA of Eubalaena glacialis (North Atlantic right whale), 1517 nucleotides long. It is a transcript of the gene EIF2S1, whose product is annotated as eukaryotic translation initiation factor 2 subunit alpha. Gene Ontology annotation, molecular function: RNA binding; translation initiation factor activity; ribosome binding. The record is from RefSeq and is a predicted model, not a curated record. Bases 150 to 1097 code for a protein of 315 amino acids. NCBI's taxonomy places the organism in Eukaryota, Metazoa, Chordata, Mammalia, Artiodactyla, Balaenidae. The transcript has 8 exons. Gene Ontology annotation, cellular component: multi-eIF complex; eukaryotic 48S preinitiation complex; eukaryotic translation initiation factor 2 complex.
GGUGGUUCCGCAUGCGCGGUGGGGUCGAGCGAAGCGCACGCUGAGGAGAGUCGGCGGUUGCUGCGGGUGGAUCAAGUCUGGUCUCUCCGAUUGAAGAGCGUGGCGCCGGACACCAGUGCGGGAUUCACACACAUACCUCAGAUUGCAGAAUGCCGGGUCUAAGUUGUAGAUUUUAUCAGCACAAAUUUCCUGAGGUGGAAGACGUAGUGAUGGUGAAUGUAAGGUCCAUUGCUGAAAUGGGAGCUUAUGUCAGCUUGCUGGAAUACAACAACAUCGAAGGCAUGAUUCUUCUGAGUGAGUUGUCCAGAAGGCGUAUCCGUUCUAUAAACAAACUCAUCCGAAUUGGCAGGAAUGAAUGUGUGGUUGUUAUCAGAGUGGACAAAGAAAAAGGAUAUAUUGAUUUGUCAAAAAGAAGAGUUUCUCCAGAGGAAGCAAUCAAAUGUGAAGAUAAGUUUACCAAAUCCAAAACUGUUUACAGCAUUCUUCGUCAUGUUGCUGAGGUCUUAGAAUAUACCAAGGACGAGCAGCUGGAAAGCCUGUUCCAGAGGACCGCUUGGGUCUUCGAUGACAAGUACAAGAGACCCGGAUACGGUGCCUAUGAUGCCUUUAAGCACGCAGUCUCAGACCCAUCUAUUUUGGAUGGCUUAGAUUUGAAUGAAGAUGAACGGGAAGUACUCAUUAACAAUAUUAAUAGGCGUUUGACCCCACAGGCUGUCAAAAUUCGAGCAGAUAUUGAAGUGGCUUGUUAUGGUUAUGAAGGCAUCGAUGCUGUAAAAGAAGCCCUGAGAGCAGGUUUGAAUUGUUCUACAGAAACCAUGCCCAUCAAGAUUAAUCUAAUAGCUCCUCCUCGGUAUGUAAUGACUACAACCACCCUGGAGAGAACAGAAGGCCUCUCUGUCCUCAACCAAGCUAUGGCUGUUAUAAAAGAAAAGAUUGAGGAAAAGAGGGGCGUCUUCAAUGUUCAAAUGGAGCCCAAAGUGGUCACAGAUACAGAUGAGACUGAACUUGCAAGGCAGCUGGAGAGGCUUGAGAGAGAAAAUGCCGAAGUGGAUGGAGAUGAUGAUGCGGAAGAAAUGGAAGCCAAAGCCGAAGAUUAACUUUGUGGGCAACAGAGUCCAGUUUAAGGAACACAAAGCAGCCUUCCUGGCUGUUAACCCUAGACUUGAAAGUUUUCCAGUAUUGAAAACUUCAAAGCUGAAUAUUUUUUAUUUCGAAGUAUUUAAAUGUUCCAACAGACCAAAACGUGAAAUGCCCUCCUAAAUGUCAGCUGUUUUCACACAGUAGCUCUGACACCUUGAGCAUUUUUUAAGGGAGUGGCCUGAUUUCACUAGAGACAAAUCUUUAAGAACAGUCAUAAAAUGGGGCGUGUGAUUUCCAUUUCUGAUGUCUCCAGAUUGGCACCCCUUUGUAGUUCAGUGCCUCCAUGAGAUUUACCAGGGGCACCCAAAGCAAAUAGUCCUAACCUUUCUAUAUAAAAUGUAUCAAGCAAACAUUAAAUAAAUUUCUGGGAUAUUUAA